This is a messenger RNA of Vitrella brassicaformis, 1362 nucleotides long. NCBI's taxonomy places the organism in Eukaryota, Vitrellaceae. The record is from the annotation of a GenBank genome assembly.
UGCUUCAACAGCGUCUCCCGACAAACGAGCAAACCAAUCAGUCAGUCAGUCAGUCGGUCAGUCGUUUUUUCUCAACCCUGAUAGCCAUCCAGAACCUGUCCUCCACCUCUGGCGGAUACAGCACAUCCCACCACACUAUGGCGGUCUUUCCCUCCCUUCCACUGCUCUCGUUAUGUGUCUUCACGGCCCGCUCCACCAGCUUCAUGAUGUCGUACUGAUGGCACUUGCGAUGCCCAGAUGCCGACAGGGCCACAGGGCCGCUGUCGGCAGAGGAGGGAGGGGCGGGGGAGGGGGAGGGGGAAGGUGGGCUGCUUGCGGCCGUGUGGUCAUCUUGGUACUUGGGAUGCCGCCGCAGUGCUUCUUGUGGCGGCCUGCCGUGCUCCAAGAGCAGCAUCUGGCCACCUGGACGACACACCCUGAGUGCAAGAGACCGACAGACACAAAUGCACCUCCCUGUUUGGUUUUGGCUUCCACUUCGUUCACCUGAGCAGGUCCAUGAGCAGCAGGUGCGGCUCCUCCAGGCAGCACAGCACCUCACAGCUGACCACCGAGUCGAAGGCCUCGGCUGGGAAUGGCAGCGGCAGACCGGCCGUGUCCUCAACAUUGACGUUCACAAAUCGGAAAGGCACCGCGCGUUCGGAUAGCUUCAGCAGAAGGCUGCGGUGUGAGAUGGCCUCGGUGCCUGUGAGCUGGCAGGGGGACUUCCGGCGCAUCAUGCGUGUCGGAUGCAGCGGGUCGAAGUCAGCCGGCAGCUGCAUGGGCUUCCGGUCGACGGCUGUGAGGGAGCUGACCUGAGCCAUGUCGUAGUGGCCCAACGACGGCGCUGAUUCACCAAUCCCAACUUCUAGAACGUCGCCUUUUGCUCGCCGAUAGAGAUCCUUCUCAACGGCCUGCACAUCACAGAACACUCAUACAACGCAAGUGUGCCUCUGUUGGUACCUCUUUACCUUUUUCUGCUGAAUGCAUUCGGCCCAUUCCAGGAACCUCCUCUCCUCACCUGUCAGCUCAGGGGACAGAUCCCACCUCACAUCAGCGUCACCUCUGGGCUGCCCAGCAUGCUGAAAUGGUGGCACGGACUGCUUCGCAGGCAUGCCGGCAUCCACUUUCUUCCCAUUACUCUCACAGAGAGCUGUUGUGGUGGGACGCAGGACACUCAUGAGGGGGAGGGCUGCUGCUGCUGUGACGCAGGUGACCGUUGAAAAGCGGCUGCUCGUUGUGGAGAAAGGCCUCCUUGAGCGUGGCCUCGUGGACGCGUGAAAGAUCUACACGGAUGAUCCGUCGAUUCAUCGGUAUGAUUUCAUCCUUUUUCAUUCACCUUGAAAAGCAGCCGGACGCUGCGCAUCUGCUGCGGUUCUCUUGUCC